UCAAAAAAGCUACAUAUAUGGCGGCAUCCUAAACGAAACGCACAAGCACAGAGUUAUUUAAAUAGUUCACACGAGGCGCAGUCGGCAACUAUGGUUGAUAUCGAGGUCAUCGGUGCGGGCUUCGGCCGCACUGGAACGGCGAGUCUGUAUGUGGCACUGAACAAGCUGGGCUACAAGACGCAUCACAUGAAGGAGGUCUUCUGCAACAUCAAUAAAGGCAGCGCCUGGCUGAAGCUCGCUCGCGACCGCAAUGCCGGCCUUCCCAUCGACUGGGAGUCCGUGUUGGGCGGCUACACCGCAGCUGUGGACUGGCCUUCCGUGGCCGUUUACCGCGAGCUUCUUGCAGCCAACCCAAAUGCCAAGGUCAUCCUGACUCUGCGCGACUUUGACAGCUGGUAUGAGAGCGCGCUGACCACCAUCUAUCGCAUGGGCCAAGUGGGCGACAGCAUCCGGCCGCCCUGCUACCUCGCGCCGAUUUUCCGCGGUAUCACCGACUUUUUCCGCAUGCACCACGAGCUCUUCUGGCAAGGCACCUUCCAGGGGCGCUUCACGGACAAGGAGUUCGUACGACAGGUGUACGAGUCGCACCUGGAGGAGGUGCGGCGUGUCGUACCGCCGGCGCAGCUGCUGGAGUUCCACGUGAAGGAGGGCUGGGGGCCGCUGUGCGACUUCCUGGGCAAACCCGUGCCGCAGGGGGAGCCCUUCCCGCGCAUUAACGACAACGAGGAGUUCGUGCGCAACAUUGUCAAGGUUCAGAAGAUCGCUCGGCGGUUGUCGAUUGGCUUUGUGGUGUGCAACACGUUGCUGACGGCGGGCGCGGCAGCGGCGUUGGUGAUGACGGUGAUGCGCCGGCGCUGCUGCUGAGGAGGGAGGUGGUGUCGUGGUUGGGAAGGGGGGAAAUAUAGAUAAAUGCUCCAACGGAGUGGCUGGGAAGGGGGGGUGGGAGAACUGCGGGAAGGGGUUAUAAGAGGGGAGGAGGUGGUGGAGAGGCAGCUGGGAGAGGCGUGAAGGGGUCGGGAGUGAUUGCAUGGUGCGUGUGUGUGAGCUAUUGCAAGCCGAGUGCAUAAGGGGUGAUGACAAGGUUGGUAUGCACGUCAUUCUUGGGGGGGAUGUCUAUGCUGGGGGAUAUGUGCAUGCAAAACCUUUCGAUGCAGUCAACUUGAUCGUAUGUGUAUUGGAAAUCGUGAGCUUUUCGGCGUUUCAAAAUUGGCUGUUUCGGGUUGGUUCUACAGAACCCUGUUCACAGCUCUGUGCUGCAGACGGGUAGUCUACCGAUACGAUACUACCGAUAAGCGAUUUGAGGAUGAAUAAUACAGGUAGUGGAGGAAAGGUGUGGGCGGGAUGUAGCGUGCUGGCUGCGAUACGGUGGCGCUGUGGAAGACAU
Molecule: messenger RNA, 1384 nt
Organism: Astrephomene gubernaculifera
Lineage: Eukaryota; Viridiplantae; Chlorophyta; Chlorophyceae; Chlamydomonadales; Astrephomenaceae
Source: the annotation of a GenBank genome assembly